Molecule: messenger RNA, 675 nt
Organism: Puma concolor (puma)
Lineage: Eukaryota; Metazoa; Chordata; Mammalia; Carnivora; Felidae
Source: RefSeq, a predicted model, not a curated record
AUGUCCCAGAACUCUGACAAGUAUUUCAGGUUCAUCGGGCACGUGUCAUUCCAGGGCUCAUUGUCAUUCCGAGACGUGGCUGUGGGGUUCACCCGUAAGGAAUGGCAGCAUCUGGACCCCGCUCAGAGGACGCUGUACCGGGAUGUGAUGCUCGAGAAUUACAGCCACCUGGUCUCAGUAGGUUGGAGCGAGGCCAAGAACCGUGGAUGGAGGAGGAAGAACUCGUCAGAUGGAGCUUUCCAGCCCUACAAGUGCUCCGAGUGCGACAAGACCUUCUCGCACAAGUCCCGCCUCGUCGAGCACCACCGCUCGCACACGGGCGAGAAGCCGUACGGCUGCGGCCAGUGCGGCAAGGCCUUCUCCCGCAAGUCGUGCCUCCUCAUCCACCACCGCAUCCACACCGGCGAGAAGCCGUUCGGCUGCGGCGAGUGCGGCAAGGCCUUCUUCCAGAAGUCGCACCUCAUCCUGCACCGGCGGACCCACACGGGCGAGAGGCCCUACGAGUGCGGCGAGUGCGGGAAGGCCUUCUCGCAGAACUCCUGCCUCAUCAUCCACAGGAGGACCCACAUGGGCAAGAAGCCGUACGAGUGCUCCGAGUGCGGCAAGACCUUCUCCCAGAAGGCCAACCUCAUCCGCCACCACAGGAUCCACACCCGGGAGAAACUGCACGGCUGA